AUGUCCAAUGUCAAACAUCAAACUUCAGUCAACAAUCAACAACUAACGAGGGAAUAUUAAUCCACGAGAUGAAAUAAUAAUUAAGUUGUUUAGACUCGUGUUGACUCUUAAAUUUAAUAAAAACAGGUGUUUAAAAUUAUAUCUCUUUUUAUAAAAAAAAACUUAUCAAAGAAAGUAGUGUUUUGUUAUAAAAAUGACGACUCAACCGCACAGUAGGAAACGAGUAUGCUAUUAUUAUGAUAGUGAUAUUGGAAAUUAUUAUUAUGGACAAGGACAUCCCAUGAAGCCUCAUCGUAUACGUAUGACGCACAAUUUGCUUUUAAAUUAUGGGCUCUACAGAAAAAUGGAAAUUUAUCGUCCUCAUAAAGCGACAGCAGAAGAAAUGACAAAGUUCCAUUCAGAUGAUUACAUCAGAUUCCUAAGGUCGAUUCGUCCAGAUAAUAUGUCAGAAUAUAACAAACAGAUGCAAAGAUUCAAUGUAGGAGAAGAUUGUCCAGUUUUUGACGGUCUAUACGAAUUUUGUCAAUUAUCGGCGGGCGGUUCGGUGGCCGCCGCAGUAAAACUUAACAAACAAGCAUCAGAAAUUUGCAUAAAUUGGGGCGGAGGUCUUCAUCACGCCAAAAAAUCGGAAGCUUCCGGCUUUUGUUACGUAAACGAUAUAGUAUUGGGUAUAUUGGAAUUACUUAAAUACCAUCAACGAGUAUUAUACAUAGAUAUCGACGUACAUCACGGAGAUGGCGUCGAAGAAGCAUUUUAUACAACGGAUCGCGUAAUGACGGUAUCUUUUCACAAAUACGGCGAAUAUUUUCCUGGUACGGGAGAUUUAAGAGACAUAGGCGCAGGUAAAGGUAAAUAUUACGCCGUUAAUAUACCUUUAAGAGACGGAAUGGACGACGAAGCUUACGAAAGUAUAUUUGUACCUAUAAUAAGUAAAGUUAUGGAAACUUUCCAACCGAGUGCCGUCGUUUUACAGUGCGGCGCCGAUUCCUUAACCGGCGAUCGACUCGGUUGUUUUAAUCUAACAGUAAAAGGACACGGAAAGUGCGUAGAAUUCGUAAAAAAAUACAAUUUACCUUUUAUGAUGGUAGGCGGAGGCGGUUAUACGAUCAGAAACGUUUCGAGAGCGUGGACUUACGAAACAUCGGUAGCCUUAGGGGUGGAAAUCGCCAACGAACUACCAUAUAAUGAUUAUUUCGAAUAUUUCGGUCCCGAUUUUAAAUUGCACAUCAGUCCCAGCAAUAUGGCCAAUCAAAAUACGCCGGAAUAUUUGGAAAAAAUCAAAACGAGAUUAUUCGAAAAUUUGAGGAUGUUACCUCACGCACCAGGCGUACAAGUUCAAGCUAUACCUGAAGACGCCAUCAACGAAGAUUCCGAUAACGAAGACAAAGUCGACAAGGACGAAAGAUUACCGCAAAAGGAUUUGGAUAAAAGAAUAGUGCCGGAGAACGAGUUUUCUGAUAGCGAAGACGAAGGUGAAGGUGAUAGAAGGGACAACAGAAGUUACAAAGGUAGAAAACGACCCCGUUUAGACAAAGCUGGCGAAAUUAAACAGGAAGAAGAUAAGAUCAAAGAGGAAAUCAAAACUGAAAAAGGUGAAGACGGUUUAGUAAAAUCAAGUCCGGAUGAUACGAAAAAACUGUUGGGACCAAAUCCAUGACAUUGUACUCAUUCUAUAAUGUAAAUUCCUAUUACAUUAUUAUUAAUAUUAAUAAUUAUUAUUACUAAUCGGAAAUAAGACAUUUUUUUUAUAAUAAUUCUAGUUACAGAUAAGACGCGUGAGAUGUGCAAGUGAAUUUUUUUUUAUUUUUUUUGGUGUUCAUAUUGUCUCAAGUACAAUUCUUUUUGAUUGUAUAUACAUAUACUUUAGAUUUAAUUAAAUUUAAAAUAAAA
Diorhabda carinulata is the source of this 1890-nucleotide messenger RNA. RefSeq names its product histone deacetylase HDAC1 (gene HDAC1). Gene Ontology annotation, molecular function: histone deacetylase activity. Lineage: Eukaryota; Metazoa; Arthropoda; Insecta; Coleoptera; Chrysomelidae. The record is from RefSeq and is a predicted model, not a curated record. The transcript is spliced from 4 exons. The coding region runs from base 194 to 1657 and encodes 487 amino acids.